Molecule: messenger RNA, 1816 nt
Organism: Paramecium sonneborni
Lineage: Eukaryota; Ciliophora; Oligohymenophorea; Peniculida; Parameciidae
Source: the annotation of a GenBank genome assembly
AUGGGAACAUGUUAAUAAUGCAAAUCAUAUGUUGAGGUCAACAAUCUCACAAUAAUUGAUUAAAUUAGCAAUGAUUUCAUUGUAGUGUAAGACGAUUAUUAGCAUCCUUUGUAUGGCUAGGUGAAUAUACUUGAAUAUAAAGAACCCAAAAAAUUUGAUUUUAAAUUAGUACAUAAACUUAUUACAUUUGUAGAGAGAGAAGAUUUUCAAUAAGCAUUAUAAUAUUAUGAAGCCAAAUUUUAUGGGUUCAAUCAUCCUAAUCUCUUAAUCAUACAUGGUAUCUCAUCUAUUCAUAAUACCUUAGCAAUGUAAUACAGAUAGAUAGAUCAAUUCUUUAACACAUAAUAUAAAUUGUCGCUCUUUUUGGAUUACUAUGAAACUACUCUAGCUUAAGAAUUAAUCUAUAGAAAAAAAAUUUAUUUCGAAGAAAGUGAAAUCCUAUUCUUUUUGGAUUCACUUAUCGGAAGUUAAGCAUUUCUCUAAUCUAAAGGACAUGCUCUCUCUUCAUUAAUGUUUGAUAAAAUCUAUCUCUCGCAUCUACUUAAUGGAGCAAUUGCAUUAAAAGUAUAAAGUCCUUUAUUUGAUACAAAUGAUCAAGAAAUGGAAUUCAAUAAAUUAUUUGAUAAAAUAAUCAAUAAUGAAUAAAUCAAACUUUAAGACUACCCUUAUCUCAGUCCAGAACAAUGGCAAAUGAUUAAUAAUAAAAAAUUAGAAACAUAUGAUGUUUUUAAAAGCAACGUAUUUGUAUUGGGAUUAGUAAUAUUUUCACAUAUUUUUUUAGAUGACUUUAGAAUUAUGUUCUGUUCGUUAAAGUAUAACUUUGUAUAAAGAUUAUAUGAUAGACCAAAAUCUCUUAAAUGAUUAGAUAAAUAAAGUAAAGGAUCGUUAUGGAGAAGCAUUGCCAUUACUUUUAGAAGCUAUGUUGUAUUACGAUCCUAAAGUGAGAUGCGAUUUUUUAUAGUUAGAUGAUCUUUUAAAUUUGUCACAAUUAUUAAAUGGGAAAAGGUUGUUUCAAAUAUGGACAACAGAAGAUUUUUAAUAUAGUUUUAUAGAAAAGAAGGUAUUUAUAAUAAUUGAACUAUGAGUAGGUUCAUUUUACAACAAAGUAGCAUUCACUAGUUCACCCAGAAGUAUAAUCUUAAUUAUCAAAUUAAUCAUUAUUGUAGAAAGGUUCUCAUUUAUCACUUCGAUAAGUUUUAUCAAAAAAUUCAAAGGAAUCGAAAGCUUCAAGUGUAUAAAUAUUACCUAAUAAUAAAGUCGUUUAUUUAGAAGAAAGAAUCAUAUUCACCUCAAACAUAAAAAAAGAAUUUAUUUAAAAAAUUUGAAACAGAAUAAGCUUCGAAAGGAGGAAGUAAAAAACUUAUAACAUAAGAGGGAUUUGGAGUGGAAUCAUUACCUAAUGGUUUAACAUAUGAAGGUAUAUUUUAGGGUGGUAAAAAGUAAGGAAUGGGUAAAUUAAUAAAUGAUGAUAAUGAAAUUAUUUAUGAAGGAUACUUUUAUGAAAAUUAGUAAAUUAUACAUAAAAUAUAAGAUAAGAUUUCAUCGUACAGGAGUACUUAAAAAUUAAACUCCAUAAGCCUUAUCAAUAUCAUUUAAUUACAAAGACUUUAAUUAAUUAGGUGAUAUGUGGAUGAAAUAUGAUGGUGAUUUUAAGUAAGGAAAAUAAGAUGGAUAUGGUCAAUUAACAUUAACAAAUUAAGAAAUUUAUACAGGAUUAUUUAAAAAUGGGGAAGUACAUGGAGCUGGAGUAUUCUUAACUAAAGAUGGAAAACAAAUUUAAGGAAAGUGGUUAAAUAAUAUAUAUCAAGAAUCAUGA